UUCACUUCCUGGUCUGUGCGCUUCCUUCCAUGUUUAUGGACGUAGCGUGCUGAGAGUUUUCGACCCGCUAUUUGUGUCCUAUCCGGUCGAAAUUUACAAAAAUUCGAGUCGGAGCUAAGUCUGCUAUUGUCACUUGAAGAUUCUUCGUGCAAGGGAGAUCAUUUGAUGCAGCAGUAGCUAUGGGCGAGGACAAAACCGGCAAGUCGGGUAAGCCGCAUGCUAAAAUGGCGGUGCGCCCUGCGGACCGAUCCAUGGCAUCGAUCAGCCUCACCGAAAACCAACAAUCGUUGUCCGCAGGCGACAGAGAACGCGAUCGGGAGAGACCUGAUAGAAGACGUCGCUCGCGGUCUCGGGAGCAUCGGAAAAGGUCGCGCUCCCGCAGCAGGGAAGCCAGGGAACGCAAUCGGUCGAGGUCACGCAGUCGAGAGCGUCGCGAAAGGACCGCAAAGCGGAGCCGUUCUAGAAGCCCAAAAGAUAAAAGGGCAGUGCGUCGAAGAAAGCCUUCCCUUUACUGGGAUGUGCCGCCGCCUGGCUUCGAACACAUUACUCCGCUGCAGUAUAAGGCCAUGCAAGCGGCUGGUCAAAUUCCGGCAAACAUUGUUGCUGACACGCCACAGGCUGCAGUGCCUGUGGUCGGAUCCACCAUAACGCGACAAGCCAGGAGACUGUAUGUGGGCAACAUCCCUUUCGGAGUUACAGAGGAAGAGAUGAUGGAGUUCUUCAAUCAGCAGAUGCAUCUGUCUGGAUUGGCACAGGCAGCAGGAAACCCUGUGCUUGCCUGUCAAAUCAACUUGGACAAGAAUUUCGCUUUCCUUGAGUUCCGAUCAAUUGAUGAGACUACUCAGGCGAUGGCCUUUGACGGAAUCAAUUUUAAGGGGCAAAGCCUGAAGAUAAGGAGGCCACACGACUACCAACCCAUGCCGGGAAUGUCCGAAAAUCCUGCGAUGAAUGUACCAGGUAGUGUCAUAAGCACAGUGGUGCCGGAUUCCCCGCACAAGAUCUUCAUUGGCGGGCUUCCCAACUACCUGAACGAGGAGCAAGUUGGAUUCUCCGGCUCGGGCCAGCAGAGCUCUGCGCUCGGCUCAGUGAUCAAGGACCUGCUCUCUUCAUUCGGGCAGUUGCGAGCAUUCAACCUGGUCAAGGACUCUGCCACUGGUCUGUCCAAGGGAUAUGCGUUCUGUGAAUACGUUGAUGUUAGCGUCACUGAUCAGGCAAUCCAAGGUCUGAACGGUAUGCAGCUUGGAGACAAAAAACUUAUAGUCCAGCGAGCUAGUGUUGGAGCCAAGAACAACACUCUGACCGCUCAAGCACCAGUACAGGUGCAGGUGCCAGGACUGAACCUUCUUGCAGGAGCCGGACCAGCCACAGAGAUUUUGUGUCUGAUGAACAUGGUAACUCCCGAUGACCUGUUGGACGAGGAGGAGUACGAGGACAUUCUUGAAGACAUUCGUGAAGAGUGCGGCAGGCAUGGAAUCGUGCGCUCGCUAGAAAUUCCAAAACCCAUCAAAGGUGUUGACGUGCCAGGUUGUGGAAAGGUAUUUGUCGAGUUCAACACAAUUGGAGACUGCCAGAAAGCCCAGCAGGCAUUGACCGGCCGAAAAUUCAACAACCGUGUGGUUGUGACGUCGUAUUAUGACCCGGACAAGUACCAUCGUCGUGAAUUUUAGUGCUGGACUUAAAUUAUGUUUAAUCGGUUGAUUAAUGUCUGACUUUUUCGGAUAUGAAGUUAUUUCGCAUGCUUUUCUUUGGAACUUGUAUAUUAUUAUUAUGGAAAAGCUGGUUGUAGCUGUUUAUGUAUUAAAAUUAAUCGCUUUAGCAAGAAUGUUCCCUCUGUAAUAAAUGAGAAAAACCUCGUCGUACUAAAAGAAAA
Molecule: messenger RNA, 1870 nt
Organism: Neocloeon triangulifer
Lineage: Eukaryota; Metazoa; Arthropoda; Insecta; Ephemeroptera; Baetidae
Gene: U2af50
Product: splicing factor U2AF 50 kDa subunit
Exons: 9
Coding region: 180-1667 (495 amino acids)
Biological process (GO): mRNA processing
Cellular component (GO): U2AF complex; U2-type prespliceosome; commitment complex
Molecular function (GO): pre-mRNA 3'-splice site binding; poly-pyrimidine tract binding
Source: RefSeq, a predicted model, not a curated record